This is a messenger RNA of Fraxinus pennsylvanica, 438 nucleotides long. Lineage: Eukaryota; Viridiplantae; Streptophyta; Magnoliopsida; Lamiales; Oleaceae. The record is from the annotation of a GenBank genome assembly.
AUGUCAUUUAGGUUACUAAAAACUUGGAAAGCCACCUCUUCUUCGCUUUGCUUUUCUGUCCAAGGCUUUUUCGGAGCGGAAGUCAAUUAUGGGUUGAGGUCUGGAAAGCCGUCUGAUCUGCAUAAAAAGGAACGUCACUGCUGUGUAUGUGUUGAUUUUAUGCAGUACUUGUCAUGCAUUACAGGACUCUCUUCCCAGAGCAUUCUUAUAGAAUAUGUUGCACGGAAACUUCUAAAAGGUCCUGAGCUAAGUGUAAUUCUAUAUCCAUAUGGCUCCAGCCUUCAUGAGCAAUGGGACAAGCUUCCCUUUGACAUGGAGAGUGAUGACCUCUUCGGCACCGCCAACCAAUUCUUGCCCAAUACUGCCGGGACAGUCAGCCACCCUCAUACAAGUGCCCUUUCCCAGUGCUGCCCAUUUGGGAUUUUGUCUAGUUCAUAG